Xyrichtys novacula (pearly razorfish) is the source of this 10852-nucleotide messenger RNA. Lineage: Eukaryota; Metazoa; Chordata; Actinopteri; Labriformes; Labridae. The record is from the annotation of a GenBank genome assembly.
GCUCAGAGUUGUGCAACGUAUUGCUUUCAAUCAAACAUCGUUGGAGUACCUGAGUUCAGGAGAGGACCGACACAACACGAGUGAGUUGUUUGUUUUGAUUGAGACAAAAUGACAGAAUUAAGCGUUAACAACUCCUCUGUUUAUGGCUUUAUGUGACUGAGCAGAUGAGGUCUGACUGGAUUGGCUAUCAGUGGCAGGUUAGCUUACUUGAAUGUUAGCAUAUGAAGUUAGCUGAAAGGAUGAUGAUGAUGGUGAUGAUAAUGAUGAUGAUAAUGACGAUGAGCCCUUCACUGUCAAAUUAAACGUCGACGAUAAACAUUUCAUCUCACCCACAGAUGUUGAGGCAAAGAAAAACAGAAGUUUUGUAAAGUCAAUAAACAUGUUUACCUUGCAGCUGCUUGAGUGUAGCAUUCAAUAACUGUGUCUUUUAAGAAAAUGAUAAAAACACGAAGAGUUUAAAACAUGAUUAAGUUUGGUAUUUUGCUUAAAGGCGGUUUUUGGUCAUUCCUCGGUUGUGUCAAAGCUGCUGUACGCGCAUUUGGAGGCGAAAUGUUGUGUAACGCUAAUUUCCAACAUACACCUCUGUACCUGAAGUAGCACAAUUUAAAUAAUUUAACUAACAAAUGUUAAGGUCAAUUUCUUUUCCUAAACAGAGUGCCCUUAAAUUAUUUUUUCUCCUCUAAAUCAUUUUUUUGUUGUUAAUGUUCAUCCAACAUCAAAAUGGGAGGUAGUCAACCAAAUUACUGUUUUAUUACCCUGAGUGCUUUUAAAGUUAUACAUUAAUUCACCUAAGGGAUGUGAAACUAACCAUUACGCCCUUGUUGUGCACCACAGACCUUGAAGGUGGCAUAUUUAGUAAGUUAAUGAACAGGAUUGUUCCACAGAUUUAAAAUGAAAAUAGCAGAGUAAAUGUGACGUUUGGUCUUUUAUCUUUAUCUUUUAUCGGUCAUCUCUUAUCUCUUUUACCUCUAUCUUAUUUCAGCUUUACUGUCUUUUUAACUUUUUUCAUAUUUGUAUUCUUUUCUUAAUGAACCUUUAGGCCUUUUAUUGUUUUAUCUCUUGCUCAUUUCUGUUGCUCUAUCUUGUCAUUACUAUUUUUAUCGAGAUUACCUGUUAUUAUUUGAUGUUGAUGUUGCCUUUUAUAUUUACUAUCCUGUUUCCGCUUUCGACCUCCCUUUCAAUUGCAUUUUCCUUUUUUCUUAACUAUGUUAUAUUUUUAUUUUGGUCCUCAUGGUCUCAUUUUACGUUGCAUAGUUCUUGUAUUGUCUGGGUUCCUUAUGGCAUGAAUAUGGCCUUCAAUUCUGUUUUAACUGAGCUUUUUGUUUUAAUCUGUCUUUUUCCAUGUGCUCUAUGACUGUAUGUCAAAGAACUUUGUAAACUUCUGUUUUUAAAAGUGCUAUACAAAUAAAGUUAUAAAUAUUAUUACAUGUGUCAGGAUUGUUGGAAGCCUGUCUUUAUAAGACUAUUUACUGUUUCUCUUGUCAACUUGAACUGAUGGGCCACAUAUAAUAAUUUCUCCUCUAUUCACAUGUUAAAGAGCAUCAUAUUCCACCAUUUUAAAUAUGAAAGCCUCACUUGGAUCCUGUUGUUAUUCUAAGUUUGUCAGAGAAUUAUUCCUCCAACAUGUUGGACAAGGCCUGACCCAGCUCUGUAGACAUGCGACUCUGUUAUAGCUUAACUUAUCUUUUCGUCACUGAGGUUCCCAUCUCACCCCUGACCCCUGUGAGCUGAAGCAGCACUCUCUGGCUGUUGGCAGGCGUGCUGCCUCAGUUAGUGCUGGUUGAAGAUAAGGUAGAAUAAUCAUAAUUACCACUGUGAAAGUGAUAAAACAGCCAAUGUUGCUCCAGAAGAGAGAGCUACUACCUAUGCUCUACACCUCAAGCUAUGAUUUUCUCUACUCUAACGCUGUGAGGUUUUCUUUUUAGGGACAAUUUGUGCUGUUCGUUUAGUGACCCAGUUUCACACAGAUCAAUCCUCUUUGAUGUUUUUCUUUUUAAGGUGAGAGGCAUCACUGUGUUCUCUGACUCAGUCUGGAGUUUUAUUGACUCAUGACUUUCCUAACUUUCCUUUGUCUAAAUGUCAAAGCUUUGUCAACAGGAGGUGAUAAUGUUGUGUUUAAUUUUGUAGAUAAAUGUGAAUAGAUUUGAGUCAGUUGCUCAAUUCGCUGCUUGAUACACUUUUUGUGUGGAACAUUACAUCUGUAUGGUGUGAGAGUAGCGAACUGAAGCGCAGGCGGCCCUGCUCUGUUCACUCCCCCUAAGCUGGUUGGCUGCUUUUGAAGUAGAAGUCACUGCUGGUUGGUCAGUUUAGGAGGAGUUAAAGCAUUCGCUUCAUCACCUAUAGAAACUCACAUGUACUUCCAAGGGGUGAAAGCAGGUUUGGUUGUCUUUGCAGAAAAAGUCAGGCAAUGCUUCAAAUAAAAGACCACGCAGACAGGAGAAUGUUUGUUUUUAUGUCAUGCUCACUGAAUACUGACAUCACUGAUAAAACCUACAUUAUCAGCUGCCACUAUCGUAGAUAUUUGCUGGCCAACCUCAGUUUAUGAACUUGCAUGUUUCCUACCUGCUGUAAAGUCUAAUGCACAGCCCAAUAAUAAGGUUCAAUUUUAUUUGAAGCUGCUGAAGUUGGAAAAAAUCUUGCAGAAUUAUCCAGAUUGCAAUGUUAAGUGCUGGUAUGUAAUGCUGUAUAGGUUCAGUCAGGUGUGUCCUCUCUUAAUCUUAAUAAAUAUUGAUUAGAUAGCAGUGACAACAGGAGCUAGUUUUCAUUUUCUUUGUUAAUUUCUUUCUGUUGAUCUGUCUGAUUUGUUCUCAGUAUCUGUAAACUAAAAUUUUUGCCCCAUUGCAGAAUUCUAAUGAACAUUUUUUGUCACAGUGUCAACAAGCAAAGAGGAAUAAACACUGUGCAAUUUUCAUCCCUAGUUGUAGUCCUACUUUUCAUUGCAUCAGUAUAAAAAUGUUUGUUGGGCAUCAUCAUCAGUAAGACAUGACAGAUGUUUCUUUCUCAACAUUUAUAGAGCCCUUACUGGCAUCUUAACAUCAUAAACCACUUCCUUAUUAAAUUGCUCCAGCUGUCAUUGUCUGACUGGCUCAAACUGUUGGCUAAUGCACCAAAUCUGGCAUGCAAACACUAAAUUUAGUGAAACUGUUUUUAGUUUUUGCCCUUGGCACUCCAGGGAAAUUUCACAGUGUACUGUCAAACUCAGCAGAAUUUCCCUGGUAGCUUGGUUUGGAGCCAUGAAAGCAGAUUACACAGUCCCUAAAAGAAUCUGUUUGAGCUAUAAUCUGCUAUUAGCUGCCCCUUUUCUAGUUUCUUAUUCUAUUAUCUGCUUGCCUUUUUUUUAAAUGAUCAUAUUAUUGAAAACAAUGACACACUUGUGUACAUGAGUGAACUAAAUGUCUGUAUAUUGUUGGCAUAAAAUCAUGUGUGAUUACAGUCUGUUUGGUGAAAGUUGCACUUUCAGUUUGUUUUUGUGUGUUAUAUUUGAUCACAGAAAUACAAACUGUCUUUGUUAGAUGCUUUGUGUGGUUAAAAUGAAAUAUUUGUCUCCUCUCAGAAUAUCAGUGCAAUGCUGCUCCUCAGAUGCUGCCACAGCUUGACUCGGUUUAGCCCUCUCAACACUAAGAGGUAAGUGUUCUUGAACAAAAUUAUACUUUGGCACAUUUUAUUUUACCUGGCCUUUAUUUCUCCUGUAGCUGACAUGGGUUUGAACUGAAUUUAAAGGAACAGUGUGUAGAAAUUGGUAUAUUUAUUGAUACCUAGCAGCCAGAAACACUCCCAUGUUCACCCCUCCUUUUUUGGAGGAGCAAUGGUGGCUUUUGAGGACCAUUUGUUAUUUUUAUACCAUUAAAAAUGCUAUCAGUACAAAUUCUUUUGCAAAAAACAACCACUCUUGUUUUUUGUCCCCCAGCUAGCAAAUUUUGCAUGGCCACUCACUAAAAACAAAAUCAGGUAUGUUAUUAGAUAGUCGAUUCUGUGCUACAGGAGAAAGACAGCCACAGUGGAAGGGACUCUGUAGCUAUAAAGGACUUAUUCUAAAUUAAUGAAAACAAAACAGUUUUUCUAUUCAGAUUGUUAUAGGUUAGGGGGUUUAUAGAAUAGUUUAUGUGUAGUUCUCAGUCUGGUUUGUUUUCCUUAAUUGAUUUCACACGGCUGUCAGCCACAUAACAGGUACAUAUCUGGACCUAGAAAGUCACAUAAGUAGGUCUAACUUUGCUGAAGUAUUUACCUUUUUCACAUGUUUGACUUUGUCUGUAUAAAAGCUGUUUAUUUCACUGAACAUCAGAUAGCCUGCUGAAAUCAUCUGAAUCAAGACUUGAUAGUAGAGCUACUAACUAAGGGCCCAUUUCAGUUUAGUUUUCUAUGGCCCUAAAAGAGGCUUGGCACAUAUUUUUGCACUCUCCACCAGUCCUGCCCGUCCCUCUCCUCCCUGCAAUAGACACACACACAGCUAAUUUCUGCACACUGUACCUUUUAAAAAAAGUAACAUAUCUCAAUAUCUCUAAGACAUGUUCAACUUAAGGUUUGCAGCUGUACUGCAAUAUACAAAUUGACCUAAAGAAUACAUGAAUCAAGCUUUUUCUUGCUUGUGUGUUUUACAGGUAUCAAUUAGCCCCUGUCAUUGCAUCGUGUGCAAUUCGUCUCUGGAGCAGUUACAGCAGUGAGGACCAGAAGUCGCACCACCAUGCUCACAGGCUCAGGUGGAGACAUGCUGUGGCAGGACUGCUGGCUGGGACAGGUGCUGUGCUGGCCUAUGGCCUCCACCACCAUCAGGUGAGCAAGAUAUCAAAGCUGUGGGAAAGAAUCUGAGUCAUUUGUUUUUACACUUCAAGUCUAAAUUAAGGCAAUUAGAUAUGUUUCUAACAAAAAUGUCUAAACACACAUCGUAUCAGUGACCAAUACAUUUUAGGAACAAUCGGCUGACCGGUGUGCUGCUGUUCCCAGUGCACUGUUUGACUGAGAGGCCUCUAUGAUAAUUUCAGUCCUUUUCACAACUGCUGCAAAACUUUCUGCAGAGUUUGCAGUCAGUCACAACCUUUUAUGGCCUUGUUCUUUUUACAGUGGACAGUGUCCACAAGGUCAGCUCAUUUUUCAGGAUUUAUUCCAGCAUUUGAUGUGACUCAAGGUGCAUUCACACCCUGAGCUGAGCUGGAUGUUUAAGCUCUACAGAGAAAAGAAAGAAGGAAGUUUGAACAGAAUUUUUAAAAAACAGGUACUGACAUCUAAUUCCAUCACUGAUAAAAAAAAAAAAAACACAUCAGCAUCUUUACAUGUUGCUCAUACUGAAUUUUCAAAAAAUGUUUUAUUAAGUAAUAGAUAAAGCUCUUCUGAGGAAACUUCCUUUCUUUCUAUGGAAAGUAUAAAUAAAAAACCCGCUGUCAGCAUGCUGUUCAUUGCUUCAUCUGAUACUUAACACGCAUUAAAAAUAACCAUAAAAACACAAUGAAUCAUGUCUCUGAUGGCCUUGUAUGCUGGCAUAGACGAUGUGAACACAUCCUUAUGAAUCCCAGAAUGUUUCAUAACCACCUGAACAUCCUUAUAACAGCUUAAAAUUUAUGAAUUUUGACUUCAAAUUUACUGCAAGUCAAAUUAAUGUCAACAAAAGCAACAUAAAGACACAUUUUCAUCUUUUCAUCUUCUGACACAAUGUAAGUGAGAUUAACUCUCAUUCUUCAUAACUGUCAUGUGCACUAAGAAAACAUUAACUACUCCAGGCAGCAUCUUUUUAUGUAUGUGUAAAUAAUUAACACGAUGACACAACCGUCUCUUUCAAAACCACUGUUGUUGUUGUUUAACUAGUGGUAUAGUAGUAGGAGUGGUACAGAUAGUUCAUGUUUACAGACAUUCACUUUAGUAGGAAGUGCCUCUUCCCCACACACGGAAGACUAUUAAAAUUAAUUACUAUUAAAUAGCCUUGCUGGAGAAACUGUGGAGAACAGGGUGUUGACCAUACCCAUAUCUUUUGGUGCUGCAGGAAAAUAACGAACUACUGGGAAGAAAUAAGUAAAGGAAUAAGAAAAGUAUUAGGUUACGAGCUCCCAAAAAGUACCAGGGCAAUCUUAUGCAGGAAAACAUAUAAACUAAAGACAGAUACUUGACUGAAAUACUUCUUGCAGCAUCAAAGAAGGUCAUCACAAGGAAUUAGUGUAAGGAGAAUCCAUCCAAUCAGAAAACCUGUCUGAACACGGUGGAAGAACUAUGUGAAAUGGAGAAACUUACACACGCUCUAUGACUCCUUUAAGAAAUAAACGCCCUAAAGUGGGAAAAAUUGAAGACAUAUAAAUAUUUUCACAUUACUUAAAAAAAAUGGACAACUUUGAUGGUGGAUACAUGGACAAUUUUCUUUUCUUUUCUGUGAAUGACACCAUGUUUUGUGUUUGUUUGUUUUUAUUUAUAUUUUUCUUUGUGUGACUGUAUGCCUUGUUUCUGUUAUGGUUAAAAAAUGCAAAUAAAAUUUAAGUAAAAAAAAAAAAACUAUUAAAAAUCAUCAAAAGCUCAUUAACAUGCAGCUGUUUCACUAACAAAAGUCCCACUGGUUACCAGAUGACUUAUCUGUUGUUUUCACAACAAAGGCUCUUUAUUGAAGGUAGGAGUCCAAGUGUACUUUUUAGUGUUUUAUAGUGUGUCCAUGUAUGGGUGCAUCCUCUUGUGUCACAUGGUACACAGAAAAUGACAUCUAAGUUCAUCUAUUGUAAGUUGUGUCUUCUAUUUUGAAGAGAAAACGUCAAUACUUGGGAGUGAGAGCGUGGAUGGCUGAGGGGUGGAAUUUAACCCUGACCAUCAGGGGACACACUAUGCCCUAGCAAAACUCGUGCCCUCAGAAUGGAUUUAAUGAGCUCUUUACUGAGAAGGACAGUUUGUGAUUUUAGUCUAUUGCACAACAGAUAUUUGGCUUUUAAUUCUAUUCAGACUAAACUGCUUGGAUACUUGGAGGGGUAGGCAAGAUCUUGACACCGCUCUCAAAAUCCAGACCAGUGGUUAAUGAAGAAAUGACUGAUAAUGUCAUUUCAAAAACAUCUUUAACCAAGUAACCUUCUUCCAGACAGAACUCUGCCCUUUUUCUUCUUGUGUCUGAUGAUGUUUUAUUGUCGAUAACAUCUCCUUUAUUCUCUUUGCCACAGGCAGAGCAGUCAGGGUCCAACGAAGUUCAGACUAUAGGGAAGACCUCAGCUCUUCCCAUCUACACUCAGGAGGAGGUCACCAGUCACCGCUCCAUAGAAGAUGGUGUGUGGGUCACUUACAAAGGUGGUGUCUACGACAUCACUGAGUUUGUGGCCAUGCAUCCUGGUGGGGAUAGAAUCAUGCUGGCGGCAGGAGGAGCUCUUGAACCCUUUUGGUCGCUGUAUGCCGUACACAACCAGGAACAUGUGCUGGAAAUCCUCUCAGAGUAUAAGGUGACUGACCUCUCAGGGGUCGAUCAUUUAAAUGAGGUUAAAAAAAUAGUUAGGGAUAAGUUUUACUUUGGGUUUAGCCACAAGUAAGGUUGGACACACAGCAGUGGCCUCUGAAUCCUUUGGUGAGAAAAACAAAUUCAACAAAGAAAAACUGUAGAAAACAGAUCUGCAGUCUCUGCAGAUUAGCAGUGGUCAGAAAGAGUCUAUCAAACAAGGACUUCAUCCCAAAUCCCUCUCACAAGGGUUAUAUUAAGGAUUAUAUUAUGCAGAUAACACCAGAGUCGAUAUUAGGUGUAGAUGUUGGCAUUUGGAACAUCCUGUAGACUUAAGUCUGUGUUUUUGAAACAUGCCUAAAUCUCCUUAAAAAAAUAAGUCUGACUAAGAAAUAAAAUGAAAAAUUGAUUAUGUAAAAACUCCCAAACUUAAAAAAAAAAAAAUAGCAAAAAUUGAACAAACUUAACCGGGGAUGCCCUCACAGUAUAAUGCCCGCCCAAAGCAUCUGUUGGAUAUUUAAAUCUAAUAAAAAUUUGCUUUUAGAAAAUUUAGAAAAGAAAAAACUAUUAAUUGAGCUUUGAUUUAUCUUAAAAGAACUUGCGAUGUAUUUUGUGUCUGACUCAUCUAAUCUGAAACUGUUGUUCAAAUAAAGGUUGGUGAGCUGAGUUUAGAGGACCAGAAGAAGCAGCAGAAAGUCAAAUCAUCAGAUCCUUUCUCCACCGACCCUCAGCGUCACCCCAUCCUUAGAAUCAACAGCCUCAAACCCUUCAACGCAGAGCCGCCGCCUGAAAUCCUCUCUGACAGCUACAUCACCCCCUCUGCUAUCUUCUUCAAAAGAAACCACCUGCCGGUCCCUCAGGUGGACCCUGAUUCUUAUCAGCUCCAGGUGGAAGGACUCCCUAAAGGGACACUGACGUUAUCUUUAAAAGACUUGAAGACUCGGUUCCCAAAACACACCAUCACAGCCACUCUGCAGUGUGCUGGAAACCGCCGCUCAGAGAUGAACAAAGUGAAGCAGGUGAAAGGACUGAACUGGGGCAUCGCCGCCAUUAGCAACGCCACAUGGAGCGGAGCAAGGCUGAGAGACGUGCUGAUAGCUGCUGGCUACUCUAAGGACGAGGCUAAGUGGGCACGUCAUGUUCAGUUUGAAGGACUGGACAAAGACGUGACUGGGACAACAUAUGGGGCUUCUAUCCCGCUGAACAAAGCUGUUAGCGAGGAAGGUGAUGUGCUCCUUGCUUAUGAAAUGAACGGCGAAGAACUCCCUGCUGACCAUGGCUUUCCUGUCCGUGCUGUAGUACCUGGUACGGUGGGCGCACGUAAUGUCAAAUGGUUGGGAAAGAUCGUUGUGAGUGCCGAGGAAAGCAGCAGCCACUGGCAGCAGAAUGACUACAAGGGCUUCUCACCUGGCACAGACUGGGACUCGGUGGACUUUAAGUCUGCUCCAGCCAUCCAAGAACUUCCAAUUCAGUCCGCCAUCACCACGCCAGCAGACGGGGCGACCGUGGACCGCAGCGCUGAGGAGGUGACAGUGAAGGGUUACGCCUGGAGCGGCGGAGGCAGAGAGGUGGUGCGUGUGGACGUUUCUGUAGACGGAGGGAAGACUUGGCAGGUGGCUCAACUGAGGAGUGGCGACAAAGAACGAGCGCCUGAACCCUCGCCGCCACCGGGACAGGCGUGGGCGUGGAAGCUUUGGGAGGUGACGGCUGCGCUUCCUGCAGAAGCUGAGGAGCUGGAGAUAGUUUGCAAAGCAGUGGACAACAGUUACAACAUGCAGCCUGAUUCAGUUCCUCCCAUCUGGAACCUGCGAGGGGUGCUGAGUAACGCCUGGCACCGAGUGAAGGUGAAGAUCAGAGAGGAUGAGAGCGAGGAAUAGACUCAGAGGUGUGCGCCACAUCGAGAAUCCAAAGGUUGAUCGCUGGCAGAGAAAGGCCAGCGAGAGUGGUAGGUUAAAGGGGUAUUCCAGCGUAAAAUUAAUUCAGGGUCAAACACACCAUAACAUCUCUUAGACACCCUGUCGAGAGAUAAAUGUUGCUGACUGCUUGCUUUAGUAACGACCGCACAAUAGCAAUACACAGUGGUUCCAGGAGUCACACGCUCAAAAAAACUGCUCUAUAGCCACAAAUAGUGAUCAGAACAGCACCUAACUUCAUUAACAGUACAUAGAGACCUCGGUGAGUCCAUCACGACUGCAGCGGUCUUGGUUUGAUUGAAUUUCGAUGAAGAAAUGAUAAAUGUUCUUCCUUGAGCUGCGUCACCCUGCUUCGAUUGUGAUGGACUCGUCCGAGGUCUUCCUACAAACAAGCGGCUGCUGGAAGAAAGUGGGUGAGUAGUGUUUAGUCUUUGCUAAAGAAACCAGGCAAAGAUAAAAAGAUGUUUGGUGGCUAAUGCUAUGGCUAGGACCCUGUAUGUACUGUUGAUGAAGUUAGGUGCUGUUCUGAGCAUUAUUUGUGGCUAUAGAGCGGCUUUUCGGUUGAGCGUGUGACUCCUGGAACCACUGUGUAUUGCUAUUGUACGGUCGUUACUAAAGUUAGUAUAACUAGAGAAGCAAGCGGUCAGCAACAUUCAUCGCUCGACAGGAUGUCUAACUCGGUGUUACGGUGUGUUUGACCCUAAAUUAAACUUUCCGCCGGACUAUCCCUUUAAAUGGAUCGCCCAGCAGGAAUAGAGGUAGAGGGAAAAAAACAGUUUUAUGAUGAACUUUUGAGGUACUACCUGAGCAGGUUUUUAUCCAGGUUUUGAUGCAAUAUGUUGCUUGGGUUAUCCGACAGAUUUUCGGUACUAACUGAGUUAAAAUAAGUGACCAAACCCGAGCAAGAUCUGUAUUUUUUUUAUUGUGACAGUUCUCUUACACCUCAGUCUUAAGGGAAAAUAUGAUUCAGUUCAUUCUGAGUCGUUGUGAUAUGUUAAAGCUAAGAAUCUAUUUUUGUUAUCAGUGUUGACUCUCACAAAGCUGAAGAUGUACGAUAAAUGGAAGGUGUCCUAAUUUAAAGCUUAUUUAAUAAGAUUAAUUCACCUCACUCGGAUGUUGAUGAGAAUUGUGUCAUACUUCUAAAUGAAGACUAUUACCGUUAAACAGAUUGUUUGACUUGCGAGAUAAUAACUGAGAUUUACAAAGACUGGAAUCAACUAUGAAGUUUUCAAACUCUGGGAGCAUUUGUAAAUCUUGAACUGUGGCUUUGUUGCUGAAUAAUAUGAUAUUAUUUCCUUUUAAUCCAUUAACUUGUUUUCUGUUAAUUUCAAGCAUGUUACUGACAAGAUCUAGCUCAAGUUUUCCUCCAGCACACUUUUAACUUGAUCUUCAUCAGGUAUUCUUUAAGGAGGUGACAGCAAAAAGUCAUGUGAAGGGUUUAAGUUUAAUCAUUAACCAAGAGAGUAUUAGUGAAUAUUCACUGUUCAUCUAAAUAUCUCUGUUUGAAUUAUACAGCUUAACCAAAAUAAAACCGUACUCAAGAUGUUCACAGAAA